This is a messenger RNA of Lodderomyces parapsilosis, 2190 nucleotides long. RefSeq lists its product as uncharacterized. Lineage: Eukaryota; Fungi; Ascomycota; Pichiomycetes; Serinales; Debaryomycetaceae. The transcript has a single exon. The record is from RefSeq and is a predicted model, not a curated record. The coding region runs from base 1 to 2190 and encodes 729 amino acids.
AUGUUGAUCAAGUUUAUUGCUUUUUUGCUUUAUUGCCAGUUGAGUUUUGCCUUGCUUAUUCCUCACGUUUUAAAACCACGAAUUUUUUCAUUAAGAUCAACUAAACAACGAUUACAAACCACCAUUAACCCCUUAGUUCCCACCAGGAAAUUUCAAAAGGAUUUCUCUAUUCAUUCGGUGGGUAAUGAGAAUGGAGAAGGGAGUCAUUAUACCAACAAAAGUAGGUCUGGUUUGGUUAAUGAGAAUUUUGUUAUUAUCCCAAAAGAGUUGAUUAACCCCACCAUGUUUUCAACAUUGGGACUAAACAAGUUGUUUAACUUGGGCGACCAUGAGGUUCAUAGUCAUAAAUGGAUGAAUUUUAGCAUACACGAUCAAAUUUAUAUCCCACAAGAGUUCAAGACUUAUUUUAUUUUCAAUACCAGCUCAAUCAAGCAUGGUAUGGGAUUAGAUUUGAUUCAUAACAUGCAACAAUCACAACCUAAGCAAGAUGAUCAACCACAAGAUCAACAUUAUAGCUCUCAUACAUUAAACAAAUUUUUACUGCAUCUUGUCCCAUUCGAUAUACCUGAACUAGUUGAGUUGGUGGACUACUACAUGGUGGUACCUAAUUUACCCAAUUUACAAAAUUUAACAUCAUCGAUUUAUCAUGAAGGAUUAUUGAGCUAUCCAAUGCUGCAAUUACCAGUAUUUCGCUCACAAUUGAGCGGCAAUAAGCCAUUGAUUGUGUUUAUGUUUAAUGAGACUGAUGAAUCAAUUGGCUCAAAUGAUAUAGCAUCAUCAUCAUCCCUAUUGCAACCAAAAACGGACCCACAUUCGAAAACAAUUACGCAAAUUAUGUCGAUUAAGAAUUACUUAAAAUCACCCACUACAUUUUCAACAUUUUUUGACAAAUUUGCUCGUGAUUGGAUUGAUCAAGUUGACUAUGAUUCUUUGGUACAUUCAGUGUUUUGCAAUGUUAAUUCACACGAUGAGGAUCAUAGUUUUUGUUUGAAGUUGCGUCAACAAGUGGUGGAUAUUGUCCCUGCAUUUAAGAAAUUUGUCGCUAGAACUGAUCCCAACGUUGGCGGUGCUGCCAAUGCCAUGUCAUCAUUGUUGAAACUGAAUAAAGUAUCUAGUUGGAAGAAUGGUAAUGAUGAUGAUGCCCAAGUUCAAAUUCAAGCAGUUAGACAAGUUCACGAUAAAUUACAAGCCAAGAAACAUGCCUUGACAAUGGUGGGCACAACUGGAGUCAAUUUAAUCCGCAACCCCAAGGAUGCAUUAUACAAAUUGGAUGAUUUCAUAGAUGACAAGUUGGACGAUCAAUUGAGCAAACUCGAUGAUAAAAAGGAUUCACUAUGGAGUUCACUCGAUGAUAAGAAAGAUUCCAUGUUGGGUUCAAUUGAGGAUAAAAAGGUAUCAGUUGUAGGUUCGGUCAAGGAGUCGCUUGGAAACAAGAAGUCAGCUCUUUUGGAUGAAUUUGAUGCAAGUGUUGACGGUGGUGGUAUCAUUACUUCAAUUGAUGAUAAACGAUUGCAAUUUACAGACUUGAUUCAGCGGAAAAAGGAUGAUCUACAAACAUGGAAGUUUAAACCCCAAUUGUUUGAAAAACCAAUGCAGAAGAAGCAAAAGCAAAAACUGGAGAAGGGAGGUAUCGUUGAUAAGUUAAAAAUGAAAUUAAUUCGUGGUGAUGAUGCUGAAAAUGAUGAUUAUGAUUCAGAUGGCAACCGUGAUUCCGAUUAUGAUCAUCCUGCUUUACAUUCCGACUACUCUGAUGAUGCAGAACAAUACGGGAGACACAAGAGAAGUAUACGCAAAAGAAAUACCGCUGUCGCUGAUGCUGAACACGUGUUGCAAAAACGGUACCUCGAUGAUGCAUCAGUACAACCCGGCGUUGGCGAAUAUAUCGAACAAGGAGGAUUCUCAUUGCCAUUAUCAUUACUAAACUAUCAUGAACCACAACCACCAUCUGCUGCUGGCAACAUCAAUGAAGAAGAAAAUGAAGAGUUUGGUGAUGAUUUGGCUCAACAACUCCCCCCAAGAAAGACAACUUAUAGUCAAGUCAUGAAUAUGGAUACAUUGUCACCUACAUUGCACCACAAACGAUCAUCCAGUAAUGAUGGAAGUGAUAAAGAACCGUGUCAACCAAUUACAUGGUAUAACAUCUUUCAUCAUAGUGUAUUCGGUGAACCAAAUCUUUGCAAUGAGGAUUGA